AUGGGGAUAUUGUUUGUUAUUGAUGGCCAAGAACAACGGUUGGUCGGUAGUUGUAAGGACGAAGAUCAGAGAAAACAAGUACAGAAGCUUUCGGAGCCCAUAUCCAAGAAAUUUGGUUCUUCAAUUGCACUGGAUGCUGAGAAGAGGGAAGAGAUUGAGAGAGUGUUCAGACGAUUCGACGUGAAUGAUGACAGUAAGAUAUCCUCCAAGGAGCUUGGCGACGUCCUACGAGCCCUCGGCACCGAGGUGCCAGCGGAUGAAGUUAAACGCAUGAUGGAGGAGAUGGACACCGAUGGAAAUGGAUUCAUCGACCUGAAAGAAUCCAACUUCCUGAGCACUUUUAGGCUGUAG
Messenger RNA from Nelumbo nucifera (sacred lotus), 351 nucleotides. NCBI's taxonomy places the organism in Eukaryota, Viridiplantae, Streptophyta, Magnoliopsida, Proteales, Nelumbonaceae. The record is from RefSeq and is a predicted model, not a curated record.